AUGCACUACUCAAAUAUGGAGCAUGCUUUGGAAUUGGGAAGAGAGACCUUCGACGUGUGGGUGCUGAACUUGAUUGCGUCCUUGUUCGGUCUGAUGCCAAACGACAAAGUAGACAGAGUCUUUGUGAGAAAUGAGAGAAGCCACUGUUCCAUCAGCUCUGUAGAUGUCGACGCUAUCAGUGCAAUUGAAGAGGAAGGCGUAGUGGUGAACACGUCGGACGUCGAGGUGGCUGAAAAAUUUCAUAAUACUAGGAUUUUGAUAAAACUAUUUGGCUUACACUUGCUGAACCAUGCGGCUGUACGGAUUGUAAGGGAGGUAGUAAAUGCAAGAGAGGAUUUGUUGGAGAUUCAAUUGGUUUGGCAUUCCGACAUACUCCACACGGAAUCUCUCAAAUCCCAUAUCAGUAGAAAUCAGCCACCCAUGGAUAAAGGCGACAAUGUCAAUGGUUUGUAG
Caenorhabditis remanei is the source of this 453-nucleotide messenger RNA. RefSeq lists its product as uncharacterized. The record is from RefSeq and is a predicted model, not a curated record. The coding region runs from base 1 to 453 and encodes 150 amino acids. NCBI's taxonomy places the organism in Eukaryota, Metazoa, Nematoda, Chromadorea, Rhabditida, Rhabditidae. The transcript has a single exon.